ACACACACACACACACACACGAUACGGACAGGCAGAGCCCGGAGGCGGCGCAUUGACCUGCUCUGCUCUGCGUCAACGAGCCAUCCUGAGAUGGAGAUGUCAGCGGCUACAGGUGGCCUGGGGAUGUCUGGUCACCGUCAGCACUCCGGCACAGUGAAAAGGAGGAGGUGGGGUGGUUUGAGGCAGCAGUGGAAGCUCCUGGGCUUGUUUGAGAUCGAUCAGCAGCACGAGUUCUACAGUCUGACCUGCAUGAUGAAGGAGGGAUUGGCAGCAGCCACCCAAAACACCACACACAACGCACCUACAAAUGAACUGUCAGAUGAUGAUUUCAGAUUAGAGGUCACUCAGAUUCAUAAGGAUUUUACAAUGGAGACGUUUGCAGGCCCGGUGUUUGCUAGCCUGCGUGGCUCUUUGGGAAUGACAGAGCAGGAGUAUCAGCAGUCGCUCUGUUCUGAAAACUGCUACCUGCAGUUCAUCAGCAACUCCAAGAGCAAGGCCGACUUCUUUCUGACAAAUGACAAACGCUUCUUUUUGAAGACCCAGAACAAAAGGGAAAUCAAAUUCCUUCUGGCCAACCUGAAGAUCUACAUGGAACAUCUGAGGAAAUAUCCCCAUUCACUGCUGGUCAAGUUCCUAGGUGUUCACAGGAUCAAAAUCCCACACAGACGGAAGAAAUACUUCAUUGUUAUGCAAAGUGUGUUUUAUCCAGAUGAUCGAAUCAAUGCCAGGUACGACAUUAAGGGCUGUGAGGUGAGUCGCUGGACAGAGCCUGCACCAGAGGGAAGUCAGAUUAUUGUUGUUCUCAAAGAUCUCAACUUUGAAGGCCAGUACAUCACUCUGGACCGGCAGCGUCCCUGGCUCCUGCGGCAGGUGGAGAUCGAUACACACUUCCUCCAGAGGCUCAAUGUGUUGGACUACAGUCUCCUCCUGGCUCACCAGCCCUUACACCACGAUGAGCGCCACCAGAGUCUCUCCUUUGCUACUCUCAUCAUGAGAACCAAAAAAUCAGUGAAUCCAGGCUCCAGCCCUCUCCAUGCAGGCAUUGCUGCUGUCCCUGGGGCAGUCCCAGAAGAUGACUCCACCUUACUUUUGUCAGAAAGAGAUGGCAGAUGUCUGAGGCAAUCACAAGCAGGAGAUGCAUCAGGUGGUGGAAGCCUUCAAACAUGCCCAGACAGUGAUGCAUCUGAGCUUCCUGACUUCAGGACUCAAAACCGACGUUUACUGCCCAACUUAAAGAAUCCUCUGCAUGUGAUCGAUGGGCCCGAGCAACGCUACUUCAUCGGCAUCAUUGACAUUUUCACAGUUUACAGUUUUAAGAAGAGACUGGAGCAUUUGUGGAAGAGGCUGAGACAUCCAGGCCGGUCCUUCUCCACCGUCAGUCCGCAGACUUACUGCCUCAGGCUAUGUCAUUGGGUACAAGACCAUACCAAGUAGACCCUGCAUGAGUGGUGGAGACUUCCUACCAACUCUAACUACGCAUGUCUAAACAACUAAAUGGUCACACACAUGCACACACAAUCAUUUCAUCUUCCACAUGCUCAUAACACAAGCCUGACUUAUAUUGCUUUGUAUUUGUUCCAUUUUGAGCAUAGAAAAUAUUAAGAAAUCAGAUUAUAAAAUAUCAAAUAUUUUCUGCAGGCAUGUAAAUUAUAUUUUGUAGAGAAAUUUGUAUCAAUACAAUGAGACUGCUGAUAUGCAAAGAAUCAUUUCAAACAAAGAAAGUAUUUUGUACUCACCAAAUUUAUUGCUGUCUACUACAUAGUCCUUUUUGUGAAACAGUCAAAUAAACAAAACAAACUGCAAAUGUGUUUAAACCCACUUUGUGUCCAACUUUUAGAAACAGCCAAAACCAACUCCACUUCUCCAUGUGGCUGAAAUUACGCCAUGUUUUCACAUGUUGAAAGUGCUGGCAAACUUUAAAUAUACUGUAGCAGGGAUUUUGAAAGAGAGUAAAUUAAUGACACUAAAUAAAAAAGAUUAUUAUUGUGAGCCUAUGCGGAUAUAACAAACAUUAAGUUAUGUUAGUAUAACAAGUAUUAUAUAAGUAUAAUAAGUAUUAUAUAGUAUAUAACGUAUUGAGCACAGAACAGAUUUUUGUUUACUCAGAUGAAAUGAUUAUUUGCAUGAUAGUAAUUUCUCUACAAUAUAUCAUUUUGCAAAAGACAUUCUGGGUUUAAAAUGUUGCAUUGUGCACAAUUGGCACAAAUAUUAUUAAUUAAGUACUUUUCCCAAAUACAGUACCAAACAUGAUUGUGACGCAUUAAAAAGAGGAUAAUAUUCUCCUUGCUUUAAAAAAAAAAAAGUAUUCCUUAUGAUGUGUCUUCGUAAAGAAAAGCAUAAAAAGACUUUUAUAGGCUUUACAUGCAGAUCUCUGCCUGCGCUCUAUUUCAUAUAUUUUGUAUGUGGCUGCAUUAGAGGGUUUAAUAAAUACUGAAUGCUCUUUUUUUGCAAGCAAAGAGUGUCCUGAAACAAAAGAUGGCUGAAACAAUCCAUGUUUUCUAGCAUCAUCAGAAUGAAGUUGAUUUGCAGUGUUUUUAGUAGAUUUUCAUUUUUGAAGACUUGUGCAAUGGAAAGGCAAUUUAAGCACAGAAGGUCUAUACGUUUUCCUGUAGUUUCACAUUUUUUUUCCCCAGAAGGAAGUAGUUUUUUCAUUAGUGAUGACCUCAAGGCAACUUACGUCAGUGAUCAUUUAAAAGUACAGAAAAAAAAACAAAAAACUAAAUACACCCUCUCUGUAAAGAAGGUUCAGGUGCAAGCAACUUGGUUUUGUCAUUCAAGAUUAGGCACAGCAGCUGCAAACUCACGUUGUCAUGUUUUUUAUGCGAGGCAUAGCUCUGAGCAAAGGACAUUCUAGUGGCUACAAAGCCCUGAAGGGCUGGAUGUAGAUAUGAUCCUAUUUAUUAGUAUUUAUCAAUAGGUAUCUGCAUACAUGGAUGUGUUCUCAUGUACAGUUUGCACAAAUGAUCCACUCUGACAUAGAUUUUGGGCUGCGUGUGGACAACUCACAUGCUGACAAAUGACAUAGUCAGGUUUCUCAUAGAAACCCCAAAGCAGAUCAGACACAGAGCAUCCAGUUUUAAGGUUUUAUUGAAAAAUAAUAAUGUAAUGGUGUGGUGAGGGGAGGCUGGCAGAUGGAGAGAGGGACUUAAAUGGAAGUCCCGGGGGUUUCAGGCUGCCAGGUGAGCUUAACAGGCAAGACAGAUCCAGGUCCUGAGUUGUUUCCUCAGUUGGCCUGCCCAGUAAGCCUUAUUACAAGCCUGCUUUUACAUAUUCAUGUUGUCUUUAUGUGCAUUGUACAAAGUAAAUCCCCCUGUUCCAAUGGACGAAUGUUACACUCCUGUAAUGCUGAAGUAAAGUUGAGUGCAUGCAAAAAAAUAUUUGCAAGUACCACUUAACAGUCAAAAUCAAAGGUUAAACUGAGAUUUCCUUAAUACGCUUAAACGCAAGAGAAAGUAUUUCUAUGUAUUUCUUGAUUUUAGCCAUUUGCGUGUUGAAGAUUCUGUUUAAUUUAAUGCCACUGUAAAGACCAAAUUUCUUUGAAAAAAAAAAGCCCACCCUGAAUCGGACAGAAUGUAAUCAGUUUUCUCCUCUGGAACUCAGCAGUGCCUCUUUAGAAUUUGAUACUUACUAUUCAUUCACCUUAAACGUAGAAAUACAUUGAAAAUGAACUAAUUUAACUUACAAAUGUUAUGUUUGCUUUACUGACCAGUAUGAUUUUUAUGCUCAUGUAUGAAUACAAAGAAUGAAACUGUUAAGCUGCUUAUUUUUGAUGAUGCCACCAACUUGCACACUGUCAGCUAGCAGAUAUACAGAACUCCUACCUUGCUGUUUCACUUUUACACAAUACAGUACACACAACACUUGUGCAAAUAUUGACAGACAUGCUGAAAUCUUUGCCUAAUGGAUAAAGGGCAUGCAGGAGAUGAGCUGUAAUUUUCCUUUGGUGUUCCAUCACAUCACACAGAGAUACCCAGUGACAGGACAACCUGGCACCGGAUAUGUCAAGACUUAUUGAUGUGGGCGAUUCCCACAUCAAGGGAAAAGGGCCCCGUUUGAAGAGAAACAGGAAAGGUGUCAGUUCUCCUGCAGCUGCAAGGCAAAUGUAUCUCAUUUUGCAUAUACUAGUUACUAUACAACCCAUGUCAAAUCUUUUUCUGUAUGAAAAUGCAUGUAAGCUCAUGAGGAGAUAAUAUCUCACUGGUGCAAGUCAUUAUUUCAAAAUGAAUAAAAUACAGUAAAUGUCUUUAAUGUGCCUUA
Micropterus salmoides (largemouth bass) is the source of this 4257-nucleotide messenger RNA. It is a transcript of the gene pip5kl1, whose product is annotated as phosphatidylinositol-4-phosphate 5-kinase-like 1. The transcript has 10 exons. The coding region runs from base 91 to 1434 and encodes 447 amino acids. The record is from RefSeq and is a predicted model, not a curated record. Gene Ontology annotation, biological process: phosphatidylinositol metabolic process. Lineage: Eukaryota; Metazoa; Chordata; Actinopteri; Centrarchiformes; Centrarchidae. Gene Ontology annotation, molecular function: phosphatidylinositol kinase activity.